This is a messenger RNA of Brenthis ino (lesser marbled fritillary), 402 nucleotides long. The record is from the annotation of a GenBank genome assembly. NCBI's taxonomy places the organism in Eukaryota, Metazoa, Arthropoda, Insecta, Lepidoptera, Nymphalidae.
AUGAAACGAAGACAGUCUUUACUCUGCGGGGCCGCUAAUGAGGGACAGAGGCGGCGGCGGACGCAAUCAACAUUAAAGAUUGGCGGGAGAUGCUCUCCCGCCUUGUCCCGCGCCCCUCAUUACUUAUACAAAAUACUUAAGACGCGUCGUCCCGCUCUCCGCGCGCUAAUAGCUCGCGCCCACUCUAUCGCCGUCCCGCUUCGCCCGCUGAGCGUAAUUAAGCUCGCCUCGCCUCGCCUCGUGGCCACGCCCCCCGCGGGGGGCGCGCGGGGAGCGGGAGGGGGGCGAGAGCGUGCGGGGGGACGAGGCGACCGGCCGCGCAGUGUGCCGGCGACCGUCGACAGAGCAGUGGCGCGCGCGUUCGCCGAACUACCGCAACGAUACAAAACAACACCGAGUUCC